AUGGUGCUCCGAGAAGUUUUUGUGGUAUCAUCUCACACUUAUCCAUUCAUAGAAGAGGGCGUCAUUGAUGAAAAUGGCCUUACUUUACUGAAUGAACGAAAACGCCAUCGUGACAGCACUGAAGCAAUGGAUAUGGAUGAAUCGGGCAUGAACAAAAUCAGGAUGAAGCCUGAUAUUAUUACGUUUUAUCGCACCCCAGGAGCCUUCAAGUUUUGUCGCCGCAUAAGCAAUGGUCCAUUUAUUGAUUACUUUCACGCUAGCAACAGAGGCUCCCCGCUUCCAGAAAAUGUUAUCGUAGAAAUUCUUUCCUAUUUGAAUAAGAGGGACCUCUGCAACGCUAUGGCGACAUGUAGGCUUUUAUAUGCUGCCGGAGCAAGAUGUCGCACUUGGGAACAAGUAGAUCUAUUUAACCGCACCGUCUUCAACCACUCCUUGAUUUGUUUCCUCAACAGGCGGCUGAAAGUCAUGCGUAUGGCUGACACUAACGUCGAAAAUUGGCCAUAUCACUCAUCUACUCCAGCGAUAUCCCUGGAGUAUCCAUUGAUGUUGACUCAUUUGGAUCUCAGUCGAGCCGUGUUUGCAGAUCGGAGCCUUUUGGUCAAAAUUAUGAGGGGAUGCACUCGCCUCCAAGCGUUAUCCAUGGAGGGGCAAGACUUAGGAGCAGACGCCGCCGAUAUUUGCGCGUCUAUUGGAAACAAUCGUGUUCUCUCCCGCCUCGAUCUGUCUAUGACUGUCGGCAUUGAUGCCAACGGUGCCCAACAGAUAUGUUCAGGAUGUAUAGCGAUACAGCAUCUGAACUUGUCAUGGAGUAGUUUGGAUCAAGAGACAGUGCUCAUAUUUUGCUCAAAUCUCCCUGAUACAAUGACAAGGCUAAAUAUGGCUGGGUCUUUGAAUAAAUCAUCACUUGACGAUGAAGAGCCAUUUCAUCGAUGCACAUCGUAUAAGUUGACAAAUUCUAAGGAGAAAAUUUUUUUAGCGGUUGAAUACCUCGUAACGUGCUGCCCGAAUCUGAAAGAGCUGGAUUUGUCCGAUAAUGUGAACGUCACUGAGCGAGGAUUGCAGUUCCUUAUGACUCUUCAACAGCUCGAAUCACUUUCGCUGAACAGAUGUUACGGCAUACAGCCUAUGAAUUUCUUGUAA
This is a messenger RNA of Cylicostephanus goldi, 1140 nucleotides long. The record is from the annotation of a GenBank genome assembly. NCBI's taxonomy places the organism in Eukaryota, Metazoa, Nematoda, Chromadorea, Rhabditida, Strongylidae.